CCUAGGAGCUGUUGCUCGGUGUGUCAAGAUGGCCGCCGCCGGUGGCGCGGUGCGCGGGUUGCUGUUGCGCAUGCGCGCGCUCGUGGUGUGCAGUGGCGGGGAGGUAUGAGAUUGGAAGGCGGUUAUCGGCACUAUACCAAAUAAAAGCGAGCUGCAGAAAGCAUACCUAUUCCUGAGCGUGCUGCUGAGUAACUGAAAGAAACGGAACAAGGAAGAAACUGAAAAGUCUAAUCCCAGUUCUGUGCUAACAGCAGAGAGAUUGUGAAACUAAAUGCUCUUUCUGGAGUGCAGUUCAGAAGUCCCAUGAAGAGCAGUAUUUUAUGAGCUACUGAGUAGAUACUGGAUUUGUAGCUGUUUGAAGUCUGGCCUCAUCAGUAUUAAUUCCAGCAAAGAAGUAAGACUACCAAAGGUUUGGAGGCAGGAAGAUUGGGAUAGAACUACUGAAGCGAAGACUACUGAAGGAGACCUUCCCAAGCUGGAGUGGGCAGGAGAGUUUCUCCAUUGUGAAGGUGAAUUAUACAAUCUCAAGAUUCAGAGUUGAUGCUGUAGAUAUACCAGAAACUUCUGCUUCCUUUAUUCCUGGCACUGGCGUUAGUUUAUCAGUGGCACAUGCUUCUGCUAUAAUCAGUGCAGACUGGAGAGUGAAAACAUGGCUACUCAAAGACCAAGGAGGAUUUACCCUGUCCAUCUCAGAAUUAUUCAUUGCAAGUGUCUUCAAAGUAUCACGGGACAGCACAGGCCACUUGUCUGUGUUGCUGCACAGUUGCCAGCUGAGCAUUGGUAGUGUAAAAGUCAAAUUAAAUGAAGGAUCUAGGUAUGUAUGCUAGCUGGAUCUAUAGCUUCCUAUCUGGUUAUCUUGAGAAGGCCAUUCAUUCCAAACUGGAGGAAAAUAUAUGCCUAAAUAUCAAAUACAAAAUACAAAUGAUGGAUGCACAGCUUAGAAAGCAGAAAGUCUUAAGCCAAAUAGAUGCCUUUGCACAAAUAGACUAUUCCCUAGUUAGUUCUCCAGCAGUCUUCAAAUCACACAUUAACUUGGAUUUGAAGGGCACAGUCUAUCCAGUAGGAAAUCACACAGACCCUCCCCUUGUGCCUGCUCCGUUUGGUCUCCCAAGCAAAGGUGAUUCCAUGCUCUACUUAGGAGUCUCCAGUUAUUUUCUUAAGACUGCUACAUUGGCUUACUACAAAGCAGGGGUCUUUAACAUCACCAUCUCCAAAGACCUUGCUACUACUUUUAACCUAACUACAGCCAUGCUGAAAGAUUUUGUUCCUGAGAUUGCUCCGCGCUGCCCGACAGCGUGCCCAGUGCUUCUGAAACUGAUGGCUACAUCACCACCUGUUGUCAGUUUGCAGUCAGACACGUGCAGACUAUGGAUCACUGGAUCUGUAGAGGUGUUUGCUGUUCUGCCAAAUUCAACCAUCCAGUACAUCUUUACAGGGAAUCUAACAACAAGUACCAGAAGCAAUUUGACAGUAAUCAAACAGAAGCUGAUCAUCUCGUUACUUCUGAAGAGGCUCCACUUCUCCCUGCUGCACUCUGCUGUUAGAUUCUCUCAGGUCUCACUGGUGGAGAAUUUUCUGUCUUACACUUUACGAAGGGUAGUGAUCCCAGUAAUCAAUGGUAAGAAUUAUGGCCAGUUCCUGAGCACAGUGGGUGGGAAAGCAAGUCUGAAACCAUUAAAGAGAGUGCACAGCUUCAAGGGCUGUAGUGUGAGAAGUUUUCUGUCAGUUUGACUACACCUGGACAGCUGUCUGUACUGAUCCCUCAAUCACCUGAAUCAGACAAAGGCUGGAACAGAGCAGGUCUCAGCUCCUUUCCAAACAAUGUGCAUGAGUUUCCAUCUCACUGAAAGAAGUGCAGCAGCAGAGGUCAGACAUGCUUGAGAUAAGACUCAAUCUCAUCUCAACAGAGUCAAGCCAUAACCAGAGAACAGUCCAGAUCUGGGAAGCUCAGAAGCACAUCUGCAUCUUGUGACUUUGGGAUAGUGUAACAUUAUCACUUCCCUCUGCAUUUAUGCUCUGCCUGCUACCCCAGGCAGGACAAAGUAGAAAAUCAGCUCAGUGAGAUGUAGAGAGUGAGGGAUGAUGAAGAAAGAGGUGAAAGUGAAAAGAAACAUAUGGAAUAGUAUAGAAGGUGCCUGUGGGAUAAGCAAGGGCAAGGAGACUGCUAGGAAGGAGGUGAAAUAUUAAUGAGGGGAAAGGAGGGAUGCAAAAGUCAAAUGGUUGAAAAAGCAAGUAGGACAAAACCUCGGGCUUGACCCAGGAAAGUAGGAAUGGAUGAAAAUAAGAGGGAUCCAUAGGCUUAGAUGACCAUAUAGAGAAUAAAAUGAAAGGAAGAUGGCAAAUAAGUCAGAGUGGGAAACACCAGAAACCACAUCCCGUGGAGUAGAUGUCUGAAAAGGACCAAAGGCAGAUUGCAGUGUCAGACAACUGAGAAAUUUUGAGAGGUCUGUCCACUACUUUUUCGUGGGAAUUGUUGCUUCUUAGCAAAUACAAGCAUCACA
Meleagris gallopavo (turkey) is the source of this 2501-nucleotide messenger RNA. The record is from RefSeq and is a predicted model, not a curated record. Lineage: Eukaryota; Metazoa; Chordata; Aves; Galliformes; Phasianidae.